AUGGACAGAAAAAUCAAUCUCAUGGAGUCAGAAAUUACUGAUUUACGCUCCAGAUCAAUGCGGGAUAACAUCCUUAUACACAAUUUUGCAUACAUCCAGGGUGAAAACCUAAAUAAACGUGUCCCUGAAGUUCUAUUGGAAACUCUUGAUUUGGAGGUCGACUUUGUACGUAUCCACAGAAACGCAGCUGAUCACCGCAUCCUGGUUUAUAGGUUUAUGGAAACCAGUGGAAAACUAUGUGAGGGAUACUGGGAUGAUGGUGAGCACGGUGCAGGACGCCGCCUACUUCAAUAUAUGCAGACAAACGAAAUACUCAAUGCCGGUGCUGUGAUAACGCGUUGGAGCGGUCCAAUUCGCCUUGAACAAGAGCGUUUCGAGAUUAUGGAGGAUCAUCUGUGUGACUUGGCAAAGAGCAAGAGCCACGAACCAUCAAAAAUGGCCCUGUCUCAAAAAGUAACGGGGUUUUGUCAAUUGAUAGUGUAG
Molecule: messenger RNA, 483 nt
Organism: Saccostrea echinata
Lineage: Eukaryota; Metazoa; Mollusca; Bivalvia; Ostreida; Ostreidae
Product: protein IMPACT-like
Exons: 2
Coding region: 1-483 (160 amino acids)
Biological process (GO): regulation of translational initiation
Cellular component (GO): cytoplasm
Source: RefSeq, a predicted model, not a curated record